UCAUCCGCCAUCUUGUGCGAAGCAAGGUGGCCUCUACCUUCCCCGAGCGCCUUCUCCGCUUCUGCCUUGACCGCCCGUUGGUCACAGACAUGUCUCGGGAUCGGUUCCGGAGCCGCGGCGGUGGCGGUGGCGGCUUCCACCGGCGAGGAGGAGGCGGCGGCCGCGGCGGCCUCCACGACUUCCGCUCCCCGCCGCCCGGCAUGGGCCUCAGUCAGAACCGCGGACCCAUGGGUCCCGGGCCGGGCCAGGGUGGCCCCAAGCCCCCGAUCCCGCCACCGCCUCCGCACCAACAGCAGCAGCAGCCGCCGCCUCAGCAGCCGCCACCACAGCAGCCGCCGCCCUUGCAGCCGCCGCCUCACCAGCAGCCUCAUCAGCCACCGCAUCAGCCGCCACCCCAUCAGCAGCCGCCGCCGCCACCGGACUCGUCCAAGCCUGUCGUUCCUCAGGGACCCGGCCCGGCUCCCGGGGUAGGCAGCGCUCCGCCAGCCUCCGGCGCGGCGCCGCCCGCCACUCCCCCGACCUCGGGGGCCCCCACGGGGCCAGGCCCCACCCCGACCCCGCCGCCCGCUGUCAGCUCGGCGCCCCCCGGGGCGCCCCCGCCCGCGCCGCCGAGCAGCGGGGUCCCCACCACCCCGCCUCAGGCCGGGGGCCCGCCGCCUCCACCCACAGGGGUCCCGGGCCCCGGGCCUAAGCAGGGCCCAGGACCCGGCGGCCCCAAAGGCGGCAAAAUGCCAGGCGGGCCAAAGCCCGGCGGUGGCCCGGGCCUAAGCACUCCUGGCGGCCACCCCAAGCCGCCGCACCGGGGCGGCGGGGAGCCCCGCGGGGGCCGGCAGCACCACCCGCCCUACCACCAGCAGCACCACCAGGGGCCCCCGCCCGGCGGGCCCGGCGGCCGCAGCGAGGAGAAGAUCUCCGACUCGGAGGGAUUUAAAGCCAACUUGUCUCUCUUGAGGAGGCCUGGAGAGAAAACUUAUACUCAGCGUUGUCGGUUGUUUGUUGGGAAUCUACCAGCGGAUAUCACGGAAGAUGAAUUUAAAAGACUAUUUGCUAAAUAUGGAGAACCAGGAGAAGUUUUUAUCAACAAAGGCAAAGGAUUCGGAUUUAUUAAGCUUGAGUCUAGAGCGUUGGCAGAAAUUGCCAAAGCGGAACUUGAUGAUACCCCCAUGAGAGGGAGACAGCUUCGGGUUCGUUUUGCCACACAUGCUGCUGCCCUUUCCGUUCGAAAUCUUUCACCCUACGUUUCCAAUGAACUGUUGGAAGAAGCCUUUAGCCAGUUUGGUCCUAUUGAAAGGGCUGUUGUAAUUGUGGAUGAUCGUGGGAGAUCUACAGGGAAAGGCAUUGUUGAAUUUGCUUCUAAACCAGCAGCAAGAAAAGCAUUUGAAAGAUGUAGCGAAGGCGUUUUCUUACUGACAACAACUCCUCGUCCAGUCAUUGUGGAACCUCUUGAACAAUUAGAUGAUGAAGAUGGUCUUCCUGAAAAACUUGCACAGAAGAAUCCAAUGUAUCAAAAAGAGAGAGAAACUCCUCCUCGUUUUGCCCAGCAUGGCACAUUUGAGUAUGAAUAUUCUCAGCGAUGGAAAUCCCUGGAUGAAAUGGAAAAACAGCAAAGGGAACAAGUUGAAAAAAACAUGAAAGAUGCAAAAGACAAACUGGAAAGUGAAAUGGAAGAUGCCUAUCAUGAACAUCAGGCAAAUCUUUUGCGUCAAGAUCUGAUGAGACGCCAAGAAGAAUUAAGACGCAUGGAAGAACUUCACAAUCAAGAAAUGCAGAAACGUAAAGAAAUGCAAUUGAGGCAAGAGGAGGAACGACGUAGAAGGGAAGAAGAGAUGAUGAUUCGUCAGCGUGAGAUGGAAGAACAAAUGAGACGCCAAAGAGAGGAAAGUUAUAGCCGGAUGGGCUACAUGGAUCCAAGAGAAAGAGACAUGAGAAUGGGUGGUGGAGGAGCAAUGAACAUGGGAGAUCCCUAUGGUUCAGGAGGCCAGAAAUUUCCACCUCUAGGUGGUGGUGGUGGCAUAGGUUAUGAAGCUAAUCCUGGAGUUCCACCAGCAACCAUGAGUGGUUCCAUGAUGGGAAGUGACAUGCGUACUGAGCGCUUUGGGCAGGGAGGUGCGGGACCUGUGGGUGGACAGGGUCCUAGAGGAAUGGGGCCUGGAACUCCAGCAGGAUAUGGUAGAGGGAGAGAAGAGUAUGAAGGCCCAAACAAAAAACCCCGAUUUUAGAUGUGAUAUUUAGGCUUUCAUUCCAGUUUGUUUUUGUCUUUUCUUGUUUAGAUACCAAUCUUUUAAAUUCUUGCAUUUUAGUAAGAGAGCUACCUUUUUAUGGAUGUUAGCAGUUUAUUGACCUAAUAUUUGUAAAUGGUCUGUUUGGGCAGGUAAAAUUAUGUAAUGCAGUGUUUGAAACGGGAAUUUUUUUUUUUCCUUUUUAUUUCCUUUUUUUUUUUUAACUGUAUAAUGUCCCUCAAGUUACGGCAGUGUACCUUGUGCCACUGAAUUUCCAAAGUGUACCAAUUUUUUUUUUACUGUGCUUCAAAUAAAUAGAAACAAAUAGUUAUAAUAUUGAUCUUCAACUUUGCCAUUCAUGCUUCUAUGCACAUUAGGCUAGGUAUUCCACUUUGAAAGCAUGAGAGUGUCCAGGCCUUUGAAUGGCAUAUGCCAUUUCUGGGAAAUGUAUUUGUAGGCUAAGUAUUGCUUUCUACAGGUAACUCCCCCCUUAUUUUAAAAAGAAGAAAUGCAUAUUGAAGUAGUUUCAUGAUUUGAUUUAUUUGGCAUUAUAGGAAGCAAGUUGGUGCUAAGUAUUUAAAUGGUUAUGUAAGCAAAGCUGAACUGUAAAUCUUCAUUCAGGAAUGUGUGUUAAGAUUAUGGAAUGGGUGUAAGAUUUGGUAGGGGGAGAAAGUGGGUAUGACUAAAUGGAUCUUUUAUGGCCCCAUGAUCUAUCCUUUCCUUGAAAGUUUCUGACAAAAAAGUGGAAAGAUCAUUUUGUUGCAUUCCUCCAUUCUUGUUUUUAAAGAACAAGUCCCAAGCCCUACAAAUGGCUUGUAUUGAACUUUCACAUUUGAAUUAAAGAUUGUUAAACAUGAA
Molecule: messenger RNA, 3077 nt
Organism: Diceros bicornis minor
Lineage: Eukaryota; Metazoa; Chordata; Mammalia; Perissodactyla; Rhinocerotidae
Gene: SFPQ
Product: splicing factor proline and glutamine rich
Exons: 10
Coding region: 90-2219 (709 amino acids)
Biological process (GO): regulation of DNA-templated transcription
Cellular component (GO): nucleus
Molecular function (GO): RNA binding
Source: RefSeq, a predicted model, not a curated record